Messenger RNA from Caretta caretta (loggerhead turtle), 1635 nucleotides. It is a transcript of the gene GSG1, whose product is annotated as germ cell associated 1. NCBI's taxonomy places the organism in Eukaryota, Metazoa, Chordata, Testudines, Cheloniidae. Gene Ontology annotation, cellular component: plasma membrane. The record is from RefSeq and is a predicted model, not a curated record.
UCGAAAAGUCUGGCUCUAAUGUCACCACCACCCAGAGAUAUCUGCUGUGUAUGUGUCACUGAGGGACGGGACCACUCCUCUGGACUUUAUUCAGACAAAAGCAGAAGAAGGAGCUGUAGGUAGAAGGGCAACUGAAGAAUCCAUGUCAGACCAUCGCAUGACGCCUCACUUACCCCUGAGAAGAGAACUACAUAAAGGGAUAUGAAGAGCCAUGCACCUCUUGAGAUCCACCGAUGGAACUGCUGAAGAUCCUGCCCUGGCAUCGUGCUGUCUUGGCAGUUGUCCUGAAUCUGCUGGCUCUCAGCCUCUCUACCACAGCCUUGCUUGGCAGCUACUGGUGUGUUGGGACCCAGAAGGUGCCCAAGCCUUUAUGUGGCAAGCGCAAAGCCACCGAAUGCAUCGGUGUGCACGUGUCCAGUGACGGAGGUGCUAGCAAUUCUUCAUCCCAGGAUGCAGUGCACUACAGCUGGGAGACCGGGGACGACCGCUUUGCCUUCCGAUACUUCCACACUGGCAUGUGGCUUUCCUGUGAGGAGAACAUGGAAGGGCCAGAUGAGAAAUGUCGUAGCUUCAUUGAGCUUUCACCCCCCGCAGAGAGAGGAAUCCUGUGGCUGUCAUUGGGGUCAGAGAUGGUCUACAUCAGCUUGCUGCUCAUUAGUUUCAUCCUGCUGCUGAUAGAAAUGCUGUACUCUGGGAAUCCAGUCUGCGGGCUGAAGCUCAACGCCUUCGCUGCUGUCUCCUCUGUGCUGUCUGGCCUGCUGGGGAUGGUGGCUCACAUGAUGUACUCACAAGUCUUCCAAGCAACUGUCAAUCUGGGGCCAGAGGACUGGAGACCGCACUCGUGGGACUAUGGCUGGGCUUUCUACAUGGCCUGGGCCUCCUUCACCUGCUGCAUGGCCUCUGCUGUUACCACUCUCAACACUUACACCAAGACCGUGCUGGAGUUCAAGCGUAACCAUAUCAAAGGCUACGACGGGAGCGUCAAGGACCAGUCACAGCACCACCAGUGCUUCAUGCAGCAGCAGCACCACAGGGAGCAGAUGAGCAGCUACUACCAGCAGAGAGACAAGCCCCUCCGCUCCGUCUCAGAGGGGGUCGACUUUUACUCCGAGCUGCAGCAGAAGGUGCUACAGCAGGAACCUGAGCUAGACGAGGUCUUGGGACAGUCCGUCGGGGAAGACCACUGUUAGGGAGUGGGGAGCAGGCUGUUUGGGAAGCGGUAGGGAGAUUGAGAUCUGAACCAAAUACUAGUAUCAAUGUUAACAAGUUCCCUAGGGUUCUGGUUCCUUUCUUUAACGCUUCCGGGGGGCUGGGAGGAGGGGAAGGCAUGUGGUCACCGCUAUCGAUGUCUCUGGGCAGCACUGCAGGGACACUCACAGUGACAUUGUGGCUUGUCCUACUAGAGCUGGUCUGCUCUCUUGAGGGCAAUGGUACCAUGUGAGUCGGGAAUGGUAAACGCACAGGCCUUUUCCACUGGAAACUGUUAUGCCACCUGUAUCCUGAGGCUCCCGCGCUGCCACAGGGGUGCUAUGGGAGCCAUUCCAAUGCCAACAGUACCACAAAAAUGGAAAGGGUACACCCAGGGGGACAGUACCAGUUGUCAGCAAUUAUAAUGGUGAGAGUCUGGAACUUUCC